GGUUGUUUUGCUGGGUAAAAGAAUAAUAAUUUUAGCUAUAUAUGCUUAGGCACGGAACGUGACGAAUGCAACAAAUACUUACAAUCUCCCAAUUUUUACAAAAUACAAGUACAAGUGUUUCAGAACAUAUUUUGAAAAAAGAAAUACAUAUUGUUCAAAGCGAUUUACCCUGUGUGAAUAUGUAUAAGUUGAAUGGAAGACGUCGAUAAAAGCCACCAAAAUUUGCUGAUUAGAAGACAGUCUAUCGAUACUGCUAUCGAAAAUACUUACAUUUGCCGAAGUGAUAAUUAUUAUAAUUAAACAUGUUGAGACAGGCAUUACCAUGGAUUUGGAAAACUACGUUGGAACAAACAACGUCAAACAAAAGGUAUAUUCAUCUAAUUCCUAUGGUUGUUGAGCAAACGGGUAGAGGAGAACGCGCUUAUGAUAUUUUCUCACGAUUAUUAAAAGAACGUAUUGUGUGUGUAAUGGGACCAAUACAUGAUGAUUUAAGUUCUUUAGUUGUGGCUCAGCUGUUAUUUCUUCAAUCUGAAAAUUUUAAUAAACCAAUUCACAUGUAUAUUAAUUCUCCUGGCGGAGUUGUAACUGCAGGACUGGCAAUAUAUGACACAAUGCAGUAUGUAAAACCUCCAAUUUCAACAUGGUGUGUUGGUCAAGCCUGUUCUAUGGGUUCUUUACUGCUAACUGCAGGUACUACAGGUAUGAGAUAUUCCCUUCCUAAUGCUCGGAUCAUGAUACAUCAACCUUCUGGAGGAGUACAGGGACAAGCAACGGACAUACAAAUCCAGGCGGAGGAAAUUAUAAAGCUAAAAAAACAAUUGACAAAUAUUUAUGUAAAACAUACCAAACAAUGUUAUGACAAGCUUCAACAGAAUAUGGAACGUGAUAACUUUAUGUCGCCAGAAGAGGCGAAAAAAAUGGGUUUAAUUGAUCAUGUUCUAGAACAUCCCCCUCAAGCAGAGGUAGAGGGGGAAGUAAUGAGCACAGUUAAACUUUCAGAAGCGGAAGUAUGAAUGUUUAAAUAGUACACAAUUAAUAAAACUUUUUUGUGACUUAUAUAGAUAUAUACUCGUACUUAUAUAGCCAUUUACAUUUUAUAUUUGAAUGGGAAUAAAAUAUGUACUCAGA
Zeugodacus cucurbitae (melon fly) is the source of this 1128-nucleotide messenger RNA. It is a transcript of the gene ClpP, whose product is annotated as ATP-dependent Clp protease proteolytic subunit. Gene Ontology annotation, molecular function: ATP-dependent peptidase activity; serine-type endopeptidase activity; ATPase binding. Lineage: Eukaryota; Metazoa; Arthropoda; Insecta; Diptera; Tephritidae. Bases 303 to 1013 code for a protein of 236 amino acids. Gene Ontology annotation, biological process: protein quality control for misfolded or incompletely synthesized proteins. Gene Ontology annotation, cellular component: endopeptidase Clp complex. The transcript has 3 exons. The record is from RefSeq and is a predicted model, not a curated record.